Molecule: messenger RNA, 4124 nt
Organism: Penaeus indicus
Lineage: Eukaryota; Metazoa; Arthropoda; Malacostraca; Decapoda; Penaeidae
Exons: 6
Coding region: 191-3877 (1228 amino acids)
Molecular function (GO): zinc ion binding
Source: RefSeq, a predicted model, not a curated record
UCGCGCAACGUAAACAAAUAAAGUAAACAAAAAGCAGUAAGUCUAGCAGGCAGUAAUAACAAAUGAGGCUUUCCGUGGACAAGGGCCGAUUGCGCCGCCCCCAUUUAAAAUGAAUCGUGCGCGUUAUCUACAGGUGGAAGCGUUGCAAAUAUCGGUGAGGAGCGAUUUUCGGGCUUAGUCUACAGGUGCCAUGGCGAGCGAUGCCAACCGGGAUAACGCCAAUGCCCCGCCGCUCGUGCCCUCGCGCAAAAGAAGGCCCCAGACUUGGUCAGAGUCCCAGAAGAAGGCCAAAAGAGACAGUGGCGAGGGCUGUGUCGACAGGUCUGGGGCUGUUGUGGAGGAGAAGAGGGUAGGCCCGGCGUGUACCUGUAAGAACAAGUGUUACGAAAAAGUUGGGGUGGAGAAUGUUAACUGUUUAUUUAAGGCUUACUGGGCAUUGAAGAACCAUGACCUUCAAUCACAGUAUAUUAAUGCCAGGGUGCACACAGAGGAAAUUGCAAGGCCUAAAGGGAAGGGAAGGGAAACUAGAAAGAAACAGGGAAGAACUUACACAGUAGUGGUUGAUAAUGUUCCUAUUAAUGUCUGUUUCAUUGCCUUUCUAAAUAUUCAUGCCAUUACUGACAAGCAAGUGCAAAAUAUGUUAGCCAAGGCCUCACUCUCCCCCAAUGCCACCCCUGCCACGGACCAACAUGGACACCAAGAACCCUCAAACGCAAUGGCCUCAAAGAUACCCGAGAUGGUUGAAGAGUUCUGCAAAGAAGUCACUACAUGCCAGUCCCAUUCCUCAAAGGCAAGAAGCUCAGGCAAGGUGUCCCUACCCCUAGGGUAUACCUGGACCAACCUUUAUGAAUUGUUCCAGGAUUACAUGGAGGAAGAAGGACUGGAUCGUAAUGCCGUUAUUCUCUCCCAGUUCAUAGCCAAAGUACAGGAUUACAAGAUAAGCAUCAGUGCCCCCAAAAGCAACACUUGCUCUACCUGCGACUCAUUUAGGAUACAGUUCGAAUCUCUGGAUCCUGUGGCUGACAAGGAAAAGAUUGCGUCUCCAACCCUCAAUAGUUCACACGCAGACCCAGUGUCAGUUGAUGAUACAGCCAGAUCAGCAUGUAAGACAGCUAGAACACCUUAUGCCACCAGGUCCAAGUCCAAAAGAAGGAAGGCUAAAAAUUCAGAGGAACUGGAGAAAGACCACGCAAGUGCUGAACAUAAAAAUGAACUGCAAGCCAAGAGGCUGAAAGGAGAUGAAUUUGCUGGCAGCAGUCCAUCAAGUGGAAUCUACACCUUUCCAGCAUGGGUCAAAGAAGAACCACCCGAUGAAACUCACACUCUGGAGCAUACAGAUGAUCAAGUGUUUAUCAAACAAGAAGUUAUAUAUAAAGAAGAGGUGUUUGGAGUUGAUGAGAAUGUUGAAAAUCAGGUAAUUUACCCUCUUCCUAACGGUGCCAGCAAUGAAUCAUCAGCAUCAACAUCUUUAGGAACUUUAGACUGUUCAGAGCUCCACAAGUGUCUGUUGAGGACAAAACCCAACAGCAUAAGCCACUUGAACCCUCCUCAUAUUCAACCAAACAGCACAGUGAAUUCACACAUCCUUGAAAAAAAGAAAGAAACCUUAGUACUGGAUGGUCUCCAGACAAAAAUGAGGAUGUCAAGGGACCUGUUAGAAAAUAUGUUACCUUCCAUAUAUAACCACAAAGUAAUUACAUGUGAUUAUAUGUCAGACAACAACAUUCCUGGGCUCAACUUAGAAAUUGAUAGUACAAUAACAACAAUGGAAGACAUCAAGUACUGGCUUCAAGAAUUUAGCGAGCGUACCUGCACAAGCUGGAAAUACAGCUACGGGAUGGGCUCACUCAACAGAUCAUGCAAAGUUAUGAUAGUCUGUAAUGGUAUAUUGAAAUCUAAAAGGGAAAGGGGUAAAGGAGAACAAAAUUGCAAAGCUUUCAUUCACAUCAGACUUAAUGAGGAGAAUGAUAAGAAAGAUAAGAAGAUUGGUGCCAUAGCAGAAGGCUUCUCUUCAAGAAUAACCCUGUCUUUUGUUCACAACCAUCCCGUAGUGUUGGAGGAAGCAUUAGAUUUCAAAAAUAUACGUCCAGAUGUCAUUGAGAAUUUUCGUUAUUAUUUCUGCGAGGGACACAGCCCAGCCAGUGCCUUUCAUUACCAUCAAACCAGGCUCUGGCUGAGAGACUUGGCUGCUGAGUCAUUGUAUGAUGAUUCUAUUAAUCCAAAGCUAAGGACAGUUAGAUACAUGUGGGAAUCAUGGAAAAGGGAUAAAAGACAAAAACCAUUUAGGACUAAAUCAAAUGGUAAUGUCAAGAAGUCUCUCAUUGAUGCUAUUAUUGAAAGACUACAAAAAUUGAAGCAUGAAAAGAAAGUAGAAUAUCUUAUAGUGAAAAACAUUCCAUGUAUAACUAUAGUUACUCCUAUGAUGAAACGUGCACACACUACACCAGAAGCAGGGUUAACAGUUUAUGUUGAUACUGUCAAUGGUGGACAUGAUAAAGGCAACAUAACAUAUGUGACCUGUGCCACAGCUACUGGAGUGUUACCUCUUGGUGUUGUCAUUACUGGCAAUGUAACAUGUGAUUACAGAAUUGCUUUCAAAAACCUAUCAAAACUGGUUGGACAGAAAGCAUUUGGAAGUCGUGGGGCACCAGUGAUUUUUAUUGUUGAUGGUUUUGAAUCUUGUAAAGAGGCUCUGAAGGACUGUUUUCCUGGAAGUCAGGUUUGGAUUUGUGCCUCUCAUCUUCUGCGAUUGGUAUGGGGGUGGCUCAGUGAAGUAUCAAAUGGUAUUAAAGAACAAGACAGAACAAUACUCAUAGGCCUUGUGAAAAAUAUUUUGUAUGCUCCAACACCUGAAUUGAGUAGUCUGGCAUACAAAAUGAUGUUAGCACACAGUAUAUUCAGACAGUAUAGUGUUUUCAAAACAUAUAUGGCAACAUUAUGGAAUAGGAGAGGAGAUAUUGGAUUAUUCUAUAAGUUGCCUAUACUCAACAAGGAAUUUAAUGACUUAUCAAAAAGAAUAUUUAGAGAUGCUAUCUUGAACAGAUGUCGGUCUUUUAGCUUAUUACUUCUCAUUGAUUUUGUGUGCAUUGCAGUUGAAGAGUGUUUCCAGCAGAGAGUAACAGAGUUUAUAGAAAACACUGCCUGUCAGCUUACUUUUUUAAGUUGUUUAGAUUCUAAAAGUUUUCCAGAAAUAAAGACCACAAAAUCAUAUUAUAAAGUAAAUAGUAUUUCAGAUCAGAAUAUAUGGCACACUGUGGAUCCAGAACCUUCAAUUUGCUCGUGUGAGUCUGGAAGAAUUGGGGGCUUCUGUGAACACCAGCGUGCAGUUUGGAAGAUAACGAGCAAGCAGCCUCUGGCAUUACCUGCUCUUGAUACAUCAGACAAGUUGAGGUUUGCCAAGGUUGCCUUUGGAGGAUUGGGUUAUGAAAGGUUUAAUAAGAUAAAGUUUGAUAUGGUGUUAAAGUUGUUAAAGGAAAAUUUAGCAAGGCUAGAAGGAAUUGCUAGUCAGAAUAUUACCAAUUCUUUUAUAGGAAAGAUGAAGAAGUUAAAUGAGGCUCUAGGUAAUAUCUCUAAUCUAGACGAACUAGGUAAAUUCUGUGAAUAUGCCGGGAACAUACAUCAACCAAAUGGUUUCCACACCCAUACAGAUGUUAUUCAGCCAGAAGUUGAUAUGCUUCAGCCUCAAAUCAGCAUAGAUCAGCCUCAGAAAAGCAUUGUUGAAGCUCAAACAAGUAUUGUACAGUCCCAGAGUGCAGUUACAGAGGGACUUAAUAACUGUCAAACCAGAAUUGUUCAACCAAGUGGGAUCAUUGAGUCCCAGUCAAGUGUAGGAGUUGGUCCAAUCCAGUUUUUUGUUGUUCAGUCAGUGAACAAAUGAAUCAGACCCCAUCAAAUAUGGAGGCUCUAGUAUACAGCAUUAGUACAGUACACAGGAUAAUUCAACCAAGAGACCAUGUAAAACACUAGUACAGAAUAUUUGCUCUAUAUAGUGUCUAUAUCGUUUUAUUGUUGUUGUUCCUGCUGUUAUUAUUGUUGUACUUCUCUUUAGAAAAUAAAUUGUGUUAGGAAGAUCACAUGAAGCUGUCUUGUGAUAUGUCUAUUUUUAUAAUAAGAUCUUUUUAUAA